CCUCAACUCACAAAGCUGAAGCAGGCAGAAUUAAAACAGGGUUUCGACGAAUCACUUCCUGGUGGCUAAUUCACAUUCCUUGGCGGUAGCAACAAGGCAACCAUUCCGUGGAAGAGUUUAUCCUUAUUCCAGACUUUGGUGCCUGCUCGCUCUCUGAUUAUUAACCGUAUCAACUCAAUGCCGGCGUCGAGCCCGGAAGAGGCGCUUUUUUUCCACCAAAACAUUCAUCACAUUAGACCGUUCGCUUGCAUGAAAAGCGUUAGGCUCAGUUUAUAGCAGCAUUCACGCUACAGAUUCUGAGAGGGACUUGAGGGACUUGACAAGAUGGGAAGAAAGUCGUCGGCUGGGCCUACCUCCUCUACGGCUCUAGAUAAUUCUUCUUCCCUCCCUAGACGUACUUCCUUGAGAUUGGCCCAAACAGCUACCGCAACCAGGGGCAAACCGGAUAAUCAGUCAGAGGCGGCAGAUAGCGAGGAGGAGCCCCCAUUUUUGAGGACUACCAGGUCGCGGAGGAGUAGCAGGCUUCCAGUCCUUGAGGUUGCCAUUCCAUUCAAGAAACCUGCGCCUUAUAAUUCAUCUUCUUCGUCUGUGGCGGCUGAUGAUACCUCAAGAGACGGAACGCUUGAAUACAAUACCCCGGCCACCAGCGUCGUCAAUACCCCCGCCGAAUCAGAUGUUGGACAACCAAAGAAGAGAGUGAGCGCUUCUGCUCGAGCUCGGGAAUUGCGUUCGAGUAUGAUGUCUCUGGGUACUCAAAAGGGGGUGAAGAGGCCUGCAGAUGUAGUAAUGGAUGAUGAUUAUUCUACACCUGAAAGCGCAGAUGCAGCUCUAGCCCGCAGCCUUCAACUCGAAGAAUAUCAGGGCCUAAACACAAAGCGUCAGAAAUUGACCGGAGAUUUCGCCUUGGAAAUUGGAAACUCUACAGAUGAUAGCGUUUUAUCGGAACUCGAUGAUAAUGAAUACCUGGAACCGCAAGCACCUCCUCAGCGCAGCGGCAGGAAUUCUCGCAGAUUGACGGGGCGCUCUGUAAUCCCGGAUAGUGAAGACUUCAUCGACUCUGAAUUUGAGAAAGAAGAAGAACUAUAUCAGAGUGACGCCGAGUCAAGUGAUUCGCCGUCUUCUUUAAGCGAAGAGGAACCCCUCAUAGCGCAGAGAGCCGCACGUACCAGCAACACCAGCAAUGCCAGAACCAAUAAUGCCAGAAACAACAGCUCCAGAACCACAGAUAUCAGACAAAAUCGAGCUCAAGCCCGAAGGCAAGCAAGAGCCACUCUCGCCGCUCAACUCGCUUCGGGGAUGAGUCGUCGUGCUAUAAAAGAACGAAAGAAGUUGGAAACGCAGCAUCCUUGCAUUCUUUCAAUGUGGGACGAAUUGAGAAACAACCCUCCUAUUACUCCCAUACAGGCACAGCAGCCUGCGAGUAUCUCCAGAACACUCAAGUCAUUCCAGCUGGAGGGUCUAAAUUGGAUGAUGCAGCAAGAAAAGUCUCAGUACAAGGGAGGCCUUCUUGGUGACGAGAUGGGCAUGGGCAAGACAAUUCAGGCUGUGUCUUUGCUUAUGUCUGAUUAUCCAGUCGGAAAACCAUCCCUGGUGGUAGUUCCACCGGUUGCUUUGAUGCAGUGGCAAUCCGAGAUCGGGGAAUAUACAAAUGGACAACUCAAAGUUCUCGUCUAUCAUAACUCGAAUUCGAAAGUCAAAACGCUUCGAAAAAAGGAUCUCGAGAAGUACGAUGUGAUCAUGAUAUCCUACUCGGGCCUUGAGUCCAUUCAUCGAAAGGAAUGGAAGGGGUGGAACCGCAAUGAUGGGAUUGUGAAGGAAGACAGUGUCAUUCAUUCAAUUCAUUACCACCGACUCAUCCUAGACGAAGCUCAUAGCAUCAAGCAACGUACCACAAGUGUUGCCCGUGCCUGCUUUGCGCUUCAAUCCAACUACAAAUGGUGCCUCUCAGGUACUCCGGUUCAGAAUCGAAUCGGUGAAUUCUUCUCUCUGCUACGGUUCCUGGAAGUCCGACCUUUUGCGUGCUAUUUCUGUAAGCAGUGCAAGUGUCAGCAACUCCACUGGUCACAAGAUGCGCAGAAGCGAUGCACCGAGUGCCGACACAGUGGAUUCAGUCAUGUAUCAAUCUUCAACCAGGAGAUUCUGAAUCCGAUCACUGAAAGAGAUAAUCCGGAUGCGCGCAAGGGAGCCCUGGCAAAAUUACGUCUUAUCACAGAUAGAAUCAUGCUGAGGCGAGUCAAGCGGGACCAUACAGCUUCCAUGGAGCUGCCACCAAAGCGUGUGAUUCUACAUAAUGAAUUCUUCGGCGAGAUUGAACGUGAUUUCUCCAGGAGUAUCAUGACCAACUCUUCCAGGCAGUUUGAUACUUAUGUGAGCCGUGGUGUCAUGUUGAACAAUUACGCUAAUAUUUUCGGCCUAAUCAUGCAAAUGCGGCAAGUUGCAAACCAUCCGGAUCUGAUUCUGAAAAAGCAUGCGCAAGGUGAGCAGAAUGUCCUUGUCUGCUGUAUUUGCGACGAGCCCGCGGAAGAGGCAAUCAGAUCUCGCUGCCGCCAUGACUUUUGCCGUCGUUGUGUCAAGGAUUAUAUUCGCUCAUUUGAGAUGGAAUCCGUGGUUGAUUGCCCUCGUUGCCACAUUCCCCUCUCCAUUGACUUGGAGCAGCCGGAUAUGGAACAGCACGAAGAACACAUUAAAAAGAAUUCAAUCGUCAAUCGGAUUCGAAUGGAGGACUGGACAUCUUCCACGAAAAUCGAGAUGCUUGUCUACGAGCUUUACAAGCUGCGAAGCAAGAAGCAGACUCUCAAAUCGAUUGUUUUCUCCCAGUUUACCUCCAUGCUUCAGCUGGUCGAAUGGCGUCUCCGUCGAGCCGGUUUCAACACGGUCAUGCUUGACGGAACCAUGACACCCGCGCAACGGCAAAAGUCGAUUGACUACUUCAUGAACAAUGUGAACGUUGAGGUUUUCCUUGUCUCCCUCAAAGCAGGCGGAGUGGCCCUGAAUCUUACUGAGGCCUCACGGGUUUUCAUCGUGGAUCCGUAAGUUUUACCUACUCAUUUCCAAAAAAAAAAACAAUUGCCGGUCUAUUUCCUCAUACUAAAGCUUUCUCUUUCAACUAGUUGGUGGAAUCCUGCGGCUGAAUGGCAGAGUGCAGAUCGAUGCCACCGAAUCGGACAACGGCGUCCGUGUGUGAUCACACGGCUGUGUAUCGAAGAUUCCGUGGAGUCUCGCAUUGUUCUGCCCCGAGGAUAUGCAGUUC
This is a messenger RNA of Aspergillus ochraceoroseus IBT 24754, 3250 nucleotides long. Its product is annotated as DNA repair protein RAD16. NCBI's taxonomy places the organism in Eukaryota, Fungi, Ascomycota, Eurotiomycetes, Eurotiales, Aspergillaceae. Gene Ontology annotation, molecular function: ATP binding; ATP-dependent chromatin remodeler activity; metal ion binding. The record is from RefSeq and is a predicted model, not a curated record. The transcript has 9 exons. Bases 325 to 3033 code for a protein of 902 amino acids.